AUGGCCGGAGUUAGUGUUAAGUAAGUAGGACCAUUGGAAUCGUGGUACGCGGUUUCCUUGUAUUGUCUGUCGUGGUGGAUAGGAUUCAAAGAGAACUCUUUGAACGUCAACGAAAUAUUAAAUUAUGGUUUCACCUAUUUGAGAUUUUCAAGACACCAAUCACACUUGGGCAAGUUAAGUUUUUUUGACUAAAAUACUAACCUUUAUUACAGAGACGUUCCAGCGCAAGAAUUUAUAAAUGCAUAUGCACAAUUUUUACAAAGACAAGGUAAAUUGGAAGUUCCAGGUUAUGUUGAUAUUGUCAAAACUUCAGCUGGUAAUGAUUUACCACCUCAAGAAGCUGAAACUUGGUUUUACAAAAGAGCUGCAUCAAUUGCUAGACAUAUCUACUUAAGAAAACAAGUUGGUAUUGGUGCUUUAAACAAAUUAUAUGGUGGUGCUAAAAACAGAGGUUUCAGACCACAUAAACACGUUGAUGCUUCAGGUUCAGUUAACAGAAAAGCUGUUCAAGCUUUACAAAAAAUUGGUGUCUUGGAAAUCUCACCAAAAGGUGGUAGAAGAAUUUCAGAAAAUGGUCAAAGAGAUUUAGAUCGUAUUGCUGCUCAAACCUUAGAAGAAGAUGACGAAUAG
This is a messenger RNA of Insectozyma verbasci, 630 nucleotides long. NCBI's taxonomy places the organism in Eukaryota, Fungi, Ascomycota, Pichiomycetes, Serinales, Debaryomycetaceae. The record is from the annotation of a GenBank genome assembly.